UUCCUAGUCAUGAGUGUGUAAGAGUGAAAUAGCAAUAUCCCAUUUCUCAAGCAUCCCUUUCCAAUAGGGUGGCCCGGUUCUCAAUACCCGUAGUUCUCAUUUCAGUGUCAUCGUUUUGUAAACUAUCAGUAUUCUUACUCUAAUCGCGGUAUUUACCUAAGAUUAUCUGUUUUCAUGGAAAAGCAUAUGAAAUAGAAGACUAUUAAUCAAUUAGAAUGUCUCAGUCAAAGAAAAGUAAAGGAGAUUGGUUGUUGCCUUCUUUCGAGAUUGCACCGAAUACAAGUCAUAUAAAAAAACGGAGCAGUACUGAUGAUUCUUGCAGUAAUAAAAUGAAUGUAGAAGAUGAUAUAUGUACUGACCCAAAAAGGAAAUCUUCAAAUAAUUUAGCUGCUUUGCUAAUGACUUGUGAACCUCAGCAACCUUCAGAGUUGGCAAUAAGUCGGCAAAAGCAAAAAACAAUUCAGGAGUGGCUAGACUCUAUUAAUGGAAGCCCAAAAGCACUUGUGCUUUCUGGACCUUCUGGUUGUGGAAAAACUGUGGCUCUCAAACUUCUUGCCAAGAAUAGUGGAUUUGAUGUCAUAGAAUGGAUUACACCAGUUGAUCAGGCUAUGGAUGAGAAUAACAGAGUGAUGCGUCAAGGAGAGAGAUUUGAAGACUUCAUGGUCCGAGCUACCAGAUACAAUUCAAUAUUCUCAAAACAUUCUAGAAGGCUUCUACUAGUCAAAGACAUACCAAAUGUGUAUCUCGUUGAAAAGGAUAGCUUUUCUGAUGUAUUGCAGAAAUACUUUGAAAUGGCUAGAGAGCCUCUAGUAUUCGUUGUUAGUGAUUCUGGCAGCUCUAGACUGAUGCAAACAUUAUUUUCUGAGAAUAUUCGAAAAGCCUUUAAAUUGGACGUUAUAAGUAUUGGAGCAGCAACAGCAACUUCUAUGAAAAAUGUAUUAAAAAGAGUUUCCUCGAUAUUAAAUUUAAAGGGUGGCCAUAUACUGAAUGUUACCCAAGAAAAUAUUGAUGAGAUACUGUCAAAUGGUAUUGGAGAUGUACGCAGUGCAAUUCUAAACCUCAUCUUUAUAUCUCUCAAAGUGCCUAAUAAUGAAUCCCACAGUGAAUGCACUGUAAGAGAAGAAAGUUUAGGACUUCUUCACGGUGUAGGACGGGUGAUCAAUCCAAAAAGAAUUCCUGAUGGCGAUUCUUGGAAAUUUGUUCAUGAUCCAGACGAAAUAGCUUCAUUGUUCCAAUCACAGCCGGGUGUAUUUCUUGGAUUUCUUCACGGAAAUUACUUAAAUACAAUCGGUGGAAUGGACGAAGCAGCGACAUGUAUAAAUAUCUUGAGUUUGUCAGAUACCUUGAUUUCAGAAUGGCGAGAUCCAAAUCUCGGUAGAGUAGCCUUAUCUUAUUGUAUUCGUGGUUUGAUGGUAACUAAUGAAAAACCAGUGUCAGGAUGGAAUCCAGUGAGAAAAGGACAGCAUGAUGACCGUACGUUACAAAGGGAUCUUGGAGCAGCAGAAUUGCGCUGGUACGAAUCACGGAUACUUUCUAAAACUCAAAAAUCAGAGAACUCAGUAUCUGUUGCCGAAAUUGAAGGAAUAAUUGAAUAAAAGAUAAGAAUGUAACAGCAUCUUGUAAUGCGUUUCGUUCCAUUCAUUCCGUGAUUUUCCGCGAGACUAUUAGGGUGCUGUAACAUUAUAAGCAUCCGAAGGAGCAGAGAGAGUAUCGUUAAUCUCAUAUUACUUUUAUAUAAGUUAUUAAGUUAUGAUGAAAUCGCGAAAUUCCAAUUAAUUAUGUUAUCAGAAUAAGUUUCUCAAUAAAAAAAAGUGAAAGAA
Cephus cinctus (wheat stem sawfly) is the source of this 1820-nucleotide messenger RNA. It is a transcript of the gene Rad17, whose product is annotated as cell cycle checkpoint protein RAD17. Lineage: Eukaryota; Metazoa; Arthropoda; Insecta; Hymenoptera; Cephidae. The transcript has 10 exons. Gene Ontology annotation, molecular function: chromatin binding; ATP hydrolysis activity. Gene Ontology annotation, biological process: DNA damage checkpoint signaling; mitotic DNA replication checkpoint signaling; DNA repair. The record is from RefSeq and is a predicted model, not a curated record. Bases 216 to 1595 code for a protein of 459 amino acids.